This is a messenger RNA of Rhizophagus irregularis DAOM 181602=DAOM 197198, 555 nucleotides long. RefSeq lists its product as uncharacterized. Lineage: Eukaryota; Fungi; Glomeromycota; Glomeromycetes; Glomerales; Glomeraceae. The record is from RefSeq and is a predicted model, not a curated record.
ACAUUCACAUCCAAUAUGAAUCAAACUAAUUCACAAAUUCAAGUUUCUGACUCGACGAACUUGUCGCCUCCAUUAAUUACUAUCCAUUCGAAUUCUCGAGAUGAUAACACCCUUACAGACUCACAAACGCAAACAGCACUGAACUAUCAACCACCUCAACAAACUUCUCAAAUUACACUUGCACAAAUCUUUACUCACCCUAAUGACUUUUUCUAUCGACCACCAAAUGAUUUUUGUCAUUAUUAUGUUAAUUGUAAAGAAAUUUGUUAUGAUACUGUUACACAUUUACUAAACAAAUUUUUAAAAGAACGUAACAUUCAAUUCAACGAAAAUGAAUAUAUUUUUUAUUACCAACAACAAUAUGAUAAUCGAUUUUAUCAAGUAUCAUGCGAAAUUGUUUCUCCUUCUUUAAUUGAUAAUUUUUUAAAUAAAAAUUUUCUUGGAAUUGAACUUCAACAGUAUUUGAACCAAGAGUAUUUAGCAUUUACUUUUGACCAAAAAAUAAACCUUGAAUAUUUUUUAAAGCAAUAUUUAAGUCAAUAUAUAUUGAACUAA